AUUGCCCAGCAAGCACUGCGUAUAUGAGAUGUAUUUCGAGGUCUUGUAUACCAUGGGGGAUUAGAUCAUGAGAAUUUUCCUGGUCGCUCAAAAAUUACUACCAAAUUGAACUCCCCAAGAUAAAGACCUUACGAAGACAAGACAUGGCUCAAAGAGAGCAGAUUACUGGUAUGGUUUGCCAAGAAAAGAUUGAAGGGAAGUUACUGGUAUGUUUUGCCAAGAAAAGAAGAGGAUGAGCACAUUAGGUUUGUUGGCUUUGCGUAAUUAUUGAGGAGGAAGGAGAUGCAAAAGGGUAGUUUUUAACUUGAGAUGGCCAAUGAACUAAUCAGGUUGGGGAUCUCGCAAAUCAGGUAGAAAUGCCUUUCUCUAUGCAGCCACUUACCCUUACGGUGAGUUUGAUUUAUGUUUGAUAAGGGUAGGCAUGAGAAAAGGUUUCUUGGUUCAUGGGAAAUCAAGGCUAUUUCCCUAUUAGCAAGGAGCCGUCAUCAUAAACCAUGGCGCAUGAAUCCCACGUAAGCAAGUGUGACCCUAUGGCCACUUUGAUGCUUAGGGUUGGAUUAGAUUAUAUUGCUUUGGAUUAGAUUCCUCACAAGAUUCAAGGUAUGUUACCUUCAAUUUAAACAAAAUUUAAACGUUUUCCUCUAUGUCUUCAUUCAGCAUACCUUGAAUCUAGUGAGUUGUCUAAUCUAAUCCAAUUUUAGACAUCAAACGUGACCUAGAUUGCUCAAAAGCAUUUUUAAAGUCGUUUUGGCUAGAGGCGAGCGCAUUAUGCUUCAUGAAAUCUUGGGCUUUAGUUACUUUAAUCCAAAGCCCAUCAAUGCCUUUUGGGCCAUACCAUCAAUGUAGCCCUGUGGGACAUUUAUGUUGUUUCCUUUCCUUUUAUUUUAUACAUUUAUGCGCAUUUAUAUUGUUUCUUGCUUUGAUUACUUUCUUUCUUAUGUUAUCUCCUCCGUUUUGAAACCCAAGAAACAGAGAAAAACUGAGGGAGGGAGUGAAAACAGAGAGAGAGAGAGAGAGAGAGAGAGGAUUACGAUGACGAGUACAAGUGCGGUGGGCAUCAUUAUCUUCUUCUUCAUCCUGUUUUUGGUACGGACGGGUCAAGCCAUUUGGAUGACGUUACCGUCAUCCGGUACAAAGUGCGUCUCCGAGGAAAUCCAGAACAACGUCGUUGUUUUGGCUGACUACGUCGUCAUUUCCGACGAUCACUCCCACUCCCCCACCAUCUCCGUCAAGGUGACAUCGCCUUACGGGAACGAUCUUCAUCACAGGGAUAAUGCUACACAUGGUCAGUUUGCCUUUACAACUCAAGAGGCUGGUAACUACCUGGCAUGUUUUUGGGUUGAUAGUAAUAAUCGUGGAGGCAGUGGGGUAAGUGUCAACCUUGACUGGAAAACUGGAAUUGCAGCUCAGGAUUGGGAUUCAGUAGCAAGAAAAGAGAAGAUUGAGGGUCUUGAGCUUGAACUACGGAAACUGGAGGGGGCAGUGGAGGCCAUCCACGAUAAUCUACUUUAUAUCAAGGGCAGAGAAGCGGAUAUGAGGAAUUUAAGUGAACGAACAAACACAAGGGUGGCGUGGUUUAGCAUGAUGUCCUUGGGCGUCUGCAUUGGAGUUUCAGGUCUGCAGUUAUUGCACCUGAAGCAAUUUUUCCAAAAGAAGAAGCUUAUUUAAAUUCUACUACCCCAAUUUUUCUUUCUAGACAAAAAGUGAAAUAGAAAAGGAAAAUUUUAACACAAAGUAAUGUAAACUAUGAGUAGACAGACUGGCAGUUUUCUUGUUUUGGUCGAAAGAGAAAUUUGAGAAAGGAAAAGCAAUAAAUUUUCAGGAAAUAAUGAUAGUUUGAA
Messenger RNA from Prunus dulcis (almond), 1841 nucleotides. Its product is annotated as transmembrane emp24 domain-containing protein p24delta3-like. The coding region runs from base 862 to 1668 and encodes 268 amino acids. Gene Ontology annotation, biological process: intracellular protein transport; endoplasmic reticulum to Golgi vesicle-mediated transport; Golgi organization. Gene Ontology annotation, cellular component: Golgi apparatus; endoplasmic reticulum-Golgi intermediate compartment; endoplasmic reticulum. The transcript has 5 exons. The record is from RefSeq and is a predicted model, not a curated record. Lineage: Eukaryota; Viridiplantae; Streptophyta; Magnoliopsida; Rosales; Rosaceae.